Molecule: messenger RNA, 2920 nt
Organism: Mandrillus leucophaeus (drill)
Lineage: Eukaryota; Metazoa; Chordata; Mammalia; Primates; Cercopithecidae
Product: zinc finger protein 33B
Exons: 4
Coding region: 1-2538 (845 amino acids)
Biological process (GO): regulation of transcription by RNA polymerase II
Cellular component (GO): nucleus
Molecular function (GO): RNA polymerase II transcription regulatory region sequence-specific DNA binding; DNA-binding transcription factor activity, RNA polymerase II-specific
Source: RefSeq, a predicted model, not a curated record
AUGUCUGCCAGGACGCUAGGCCGGUUCGUCAAAGGCGCAGCCUCUGUACGGAGCGAGCUUCGCGACGUGUGUUGCCCCGUUUGCUGGGGCCCGGAGGAGGGCAUGUGCGCUUGCGCGAUCCGCGCGCUGAGCCUUGCGGGAGGGGCAGUUGUCUGGUCUAGCGUGUGCGCGUGUGCUAGGGCGGCGCGGUACCUGAGUGGGGAAGGGCGGGUAGAACAGAAGUUCCAGGGAUCAGUAUCAUUUAAAGAUGUGACUGUGGGCUUCACCCAGGAGGAAUGGCAGCACCUGGAUCCUAGUCAGAGGGCUCUGUAUAGAGAUGUGAUGCUGGAGAACUACAGCAACCUUGUCUCAGUGGGGUAUUGUGUUCACAAACCAGAGGUGAUCUUCAGGCUAGAACAAGGAGAAGAGCCAUGGAGACUGGAGGAAGAAUUCCCAAGCCAGAGCUUUCCAGAAGUCUGGACAGCUGAUCACCUGAAAGAGAGGAGCCAAGAAAACCAAUCUAAACAUUUGUGGAAAGUUGUAUUCAUCAAUAAUGAAAUGCUGACUAAGGAACAAGGUAAUGUAAUAGGAAUACCAUUUAACGUGGACAUAAGCUCUUUUCCUUCCAGAAAAAUGUUCUGUCAGUGUGACUCAUGUGGAAUGAGUUUCAACACUGUUUCACAAUUGGUUAUCAGUAAGAUGAACUAUUUAGGAAAAAAGUCUGAUGAAUUUAAUGCCUUUGGGAAGUUGGUACUCAAUACUAAGCAUGAUGAAACUUAUACUCGAGAGAAAAAUGAAGUUUUGAAAAAUAGGAACACUCUGAGUCAUCAUGAGAACACUUUGCAGCAUGAGAAGAUUCAAACUUUAGAGCACAAUUUUGAAUACAGUAUAUGUCAGGAAACCCUCCUUGAAAAGGCAGUAUUCAAUACACGGAAGAGAGAGAAUGCAGAAGAGAAUAACUGUGAAUAUAAUGAAUUUGGGAGAACUUCCUGUGAUGGUUCAUCCCUCUUGUUCCAUCAGAUACCUCCAUCAAAGGACAAUCACUAUGAAUUUAGUGAUUGUAAGAAGUUCUUAUGUGUGAAGUCCACCCUUUGUAAACAUCAUGGGUUACCUAUGAAACACUAUGAUUGUGGUGAAAGUGGGAAUAAUUUCAGGAGGAAAUUGUGUCUGUCACAGCUUCAGAAAGGUGAUAAAGGAGAGAAACACUUUGAGUGUAGUGAAUGUGGGAAAGCUUUCUGGGAGAAGUCACAUCUCACUCGACAUCAGAGGGUGCACACAGGAGAGAAACGUUUUCAAUGUAAUGAAUGUGGAAAAAUGUUCUGGGAGAAGUCAAACCUCACUAAACAUCAGAGAUCACACACAGGGGAGAAACCUUUUGAAUGCAAUGAAUGUGGGAAAGCCUUUAGCCAUAAGUCAGCUCUCACAUUACACCAGAGAACACAUACAGGGGAGAAACCCUAUCAGUGUAACGCGUGUGGGAAAACUUUUUACCAGAAAUCUGAUCUCACUAAACAUCAGAGAACACACACAGGGCUGAAACCCUAUGAAUGUUAUGAAUGUGGAAAAUCCUUCUGUAUGAAUUCGCACCUUACAGUACACCAGAGAACUCAUACAGGUGAGAAACCUUUUGAAUGUCUUGAGUGUGGGAAAUCCUUUUGUCAAAAGUCACAUCUUACACAGCAUCAGAGAACUCACAUAGGAGAUAAACCUUAUGAAUGUAAUGCAUGUGGGAAAACUUUCUACCACAAGUCAUUGCUCACCAGGCAUCAGAUAAUUCAUACAGGAUUGAAACCUUAUGAAUGUUAUGAAUGUGGGAAAACCUUCUGCUUGAAGUCAGACCUAACAGUACAUCAGAGAACGCACACAGGUGAGAAACCCUUUGCAUGUCCUGAAUGUGGGAAAUUCUUUAGCCAUAAGUCAACCCUCUCUCAACAUUAUAGAACACACACAGGGGAGAAACCCUACGAAUGUCAUGAAUGUGGAAAAAUCUUUUACAAUAAAUCAUACCUAACUAAACAUAAUAGAACACAUACAGGGGAGAAACCCUAUGAAUGUAAUGAAUGUGGGAAAACCUUCUGCCAGAAGUCACAACUCACUCAGCAUCAGAGAAUUCACAUAGGGGAGAAACCCUAUGAAUGUAAUGAGUGUGGAAAAGCUUUCUGCCAUAAGUCAGCUCUCAUUGUACAUCAGAGAACCCAUACACAAGAAAAGCCCUAUAAAUGUAACGAAUGUGGAAAAUCUUUCUGUGUGAAGUCAGGACUUAUUUUACAUGAGAGAAAGCACACGGGGGAGAAACCUUAUGAAUGCAGUGAAUGUGGGAAAUCCUUCAGUCACAAAUCAUCACUCACAGUACAUCACAGGGCUCACACAGGAGAGAAAUCUUGUCAAUGUAAUGAAUGUGGAAAAAUCUUUUACCGUAAAUCAGACCUUGCUAAACAUCAGAGAUCACAUACAGGGGAAAAGCCCUAUGAAUGUAACACAUGCAGAAAAACUUUCUCUCAAAAGUCAAAUCUCAUUGUACAUCAGAGAACACACAUAGGAGAAAAACCUUAUGAAUGAAAUGGAUAUUAGAAAUUUCCAGCCACAAGUGAGCCUCCAUAAUGCCUCAGAUUAUUCACACUGUGGAGAAAGCCCUGUUGACAUCCUGAAUGUUCAGUAAUUAUCCACAAACUCGCCUUAUGUUACUCCAAAGUAACAGUAGGGGAUAAACCCAAGACUACAACAAUUAUAGGACAGCUUUUGUUAGGAAGUGAUAUUCUGUUGAAUAUUAGAUGAUUAAUACUGGCAUAAAACCUCAUAGAUUUUUUUGAAUUUGUGAAAGUUUUUGGCAAAAAUACAAACAAGAUUAUGUUUGAGUUUGCAUCGAGGAGAAAAUUGUCAAUUUAAGAAAUCUGAAGUGAAAAUUUUGCUUAGAAACACAAUAUGACAAAUUCUGUUUUGA